Pristis pectinata (smalltooth sawfish) is the source of this 2038-nucleotide messenger RNA. It is a transcript of the gene sult4a1, whose product is annotated as sulfotransferase family 4A, member 1. Bases 205 to 1059 code for a protein of 284 amino acids. The transcript is spliced from 7 exons. Gene Ontology annotation, cellular component: cytoplasm. Gene Ontology annotation, molecular function: sulfotransferase activity. NCBI's taxonomy places the organism in Eukaryota, Metazoa, Chordata, Chondrichthyes, Rhinopristiformes, Pristidae. Gene Ontology annotation, biological process: sulfation. The record is from RefSeq and is a predicted model, not a curated record.
AUUUGUCGGCCGAGUCGGAGCGGUGUGUGCGCACCUUUAAGCUGGCGGGGGCUGCCGGAGCCGGCGUGUUGUCGCUGCUGUUGCGGAGUUGGGAGCGGGGCUGCGGCGGAGGAACAGCGCGACUCUCAGCGCUCGGUGCAUCCAUCGUGAGGUCGCCGAACCCCCGCUGCCACCCCGCGCAGCCUUGCAGACCAGCCCCGCAGGAUGGCGGAGAGCGAAGCAGAAACGCCCAGCACCCCGGGCGAGUUCGACAGCAAGUACUUCGAAUACAAUGGAGUGCGGCUGCCUCCCUUCUGCAGGGGGAAGAUGGAGGAGAUCGCCAACUUCCCCGUCAGGAAAAGCGACAUCUGGAUCGUCACUUACCCCAAAUCCGGGACCAGCCUCCUCCAGGAACUGGUGUAUUUGGUGAACCAGGAUGCAGAUCCAGAUGAGAUUGGAAUAAUGAAUAUUGAUGAGCAGUUACCAGUCCUAGAAUAUCCUCAGCCUGGCCUUGAUAUCAUUAAGGAACUGACGUCCCCUCGCCUUAUUAAGAGUCACCUGCCGUAUCGUUUCCUACCUACAGAUUUGCACAAUGGACAGUCAAAGGUUAUAUGCAUGGCCAGAAAUCCCAAAGACUUGGUGGUGUCAUACUAUCAGUUUCAUCGUUCUUUACGAACUAUGAGCUACAGAGGGACUUUUCAGGAAUUCUGUCGUCGGUUUAUGAACGAUAAGUUGGGUUAUGGUUCAUGGUUUGAACAUGUUCAAGAAUUCUGGGAACAUCGCAUGGACUCCAAUGUCCUCUUUCUGCUUUAUGAAGAUUUGCAUAAGAAUCUUGCAGGUACCGUGGAACUCUUGGUCCGGUUCCUUGGAGUAUCAUAUGAUAAAACUCAAAUGGAGGCUAUAAUUGAACAUUGCCACCAGCUUGUGGACCAAUGCUGUAAUGCAGAAGCCCUUCCCAUUGGGAGAGGUCGAGUUGGCCUAUGGAAGGAUAUCUUCACUGUAUCAAUGAAUGAGAAAUUUGAUGCCGUUUACAAACAGAAGAUGGGAAAAUCUGAUCUUAACUUCGACUUCAGCCUUUAAGGAAGCAACAUGCAUGCGCUUCAGUAUUCUCAACAUUAGAAAUGCAUCUCUGCAUUUGUUUAUCAUUCACUGGCUAAUCUUCGCUGUUAUGUGUAUUAUGACAGCUUUUAGUGAAAGAUAUUGGGUAUUCUAUAUCUAUAGUAACAGUUUCCUCACUUGUUGCAGCCUUGACUUGUAUACUACCUAUUGGCAGAAUUGGAAGAUACAUAGUCUAAGAAAGCAACUUAAUUAUAAAAUGUAGUGAUUUUGAUGGUAAGGACAAUUACUCUGUACUUCAAAAUAACUAUUUAAAAUAUGCAAACAGAUACUUGCACUCCCACAGAUUCAAUUGUACACUUAUGCACACACAAACAAAACCAAAAUUAUAAGGAAAAUUACUGCUGCGAAAUAGAUUUUAUUUAUUUUCUGUAAUCCUUACAUGACAUAUUCCAGGUUAAUUGCAUAUUAUGGUUAGCAUCAAUGUAGUGUCCAUGUCUGAAUUAAACUAAUUAAAAUUAUUUAGUUAGUGUUGAUUCCAAUUUAUUUAGAUUUACAAAGAUGAAGGGUGAAAUGAGACGAAUGUUCCAUUAAUUUCAAUAUUUUCAAGAAGGCUAAAAUAUUGGUCCCAAGUAAUUAAUUUAAGCAACAUUGCAAAACAGUGGUUAAUGAAUUACCCAAUCCACCAGCACCAAGUUGGGGCAACAUAUCCUCAGGAUUAAUAAAUUUGACGUUCUGGUAGUUUGUUAAUUGGAUUCGAUGCUGUAUACAGACAAGCUGUGGCAUGUUGAUGUGACAGUUUGAUGUAACUAGGGAUAUAUGGUUGAAAUAAGCUGCAGGCAAUGCAGGUACAGCUCCAUUCCACAAGUCUGCAGCAACAGCAUGAGGAGACAAAUGGGAGAGAAAUCUGUUACCCAAUCACCCUCUCCUUGUAACCCUGGAUGUUGUCAUUUAGUCUUUAAUCCUGUUAAAGUUUGCAAUAAAAUCUCCAUUCCAGAAUAAA